Messenger RNA from Phasianus colchicus (ring-necked pheasant), 3323 nucleotides. The record is from RefSeq and is a predicted model, not a curated record. NCBI's taxonomy places the organism in Eukaryota, Metazoa, Chordata, Aves, Galliformes, Phasianidae.
AUGUUUUCUUUAACUGAAAGAGCUUCCACGGUGGUAGCACGUGCUGGUACCCACACCGAGACGCAGCGGCCCGCCGUCACCUCAGCGCGACACGCGAACGGCGCCGCCCCUCGGCGGGUAACGGCUGGGCGGCGGCUGGGGCAGGUGAGAAUUGUGCGCGUGCGCGGCCGCGCUGAGUUUGGCGCCGUUUUCGGCCGUCGCGGCAGCGGCUCGGCCCGCGGGGCUGAGGCCGCGACGUCGGACGGCGGCAGUAAGAUGGAAGCGCGCGGGCGAGCGGUGACCUCGGCCGCCUCAGAGCCCUGUGCGGGCCGCUGCUCCUCCUCCCUGUCAGGGUCGGGCGGGCGCUGCACGUUGGGCCUGCUGCGGACGCCGCGAAGCACCGAGGGCAGCAGCGGCGGCUCGUCCAGCGGCGGCGCGGGGCUCGCUCCCCUCGGGGCUGCCGGCAGCGGCGGGAAGGAGCCGCGCUCCGGCCGGGCAGAGUCAUAUCUUGGGGACAAAAGUUCUUGUGCAGAAAAUGGUAGUGCAGUGAAUUUCACAAGUGGUUGUUCUGCACGAGGCCUAAAUAACACGUGUGUAGGAAAAAUACCCUUUUCUACCAGUAGAUCUAUUGGCAGAAGCCAUACUCCUGCUACAGGAUAUUCAGUUACAUCGUCAUCUACAGUCUCUGCUCAUACUGCUGCAUCAGUUAUUGUAGCUGUAGUAGAAGGAAGAGGCCUUGCCAGAGGUGAAGUAGGAAUGGCCAGUAUUGACUUAAAGAAUCCUGAGGUGAUACUGUCACAAUUUGCAGACAAUACGACUUAUGCCAAGGUUAUUACUAAACUCAAAAUUUUAACACCUCUGGAAAUAAUAAUGCCAAACACUUCUUGUGAAGCAGGGAACACCACAAAAUUGUUUGCUUUAAUAACAGAACAUAUCAAAAAUGUGACAUUUACAACCGUCCAAAGAAAAUACUUCAAUGAAACAAAGGGUUUGGAGUAUAUAGAGCAAUUGUGUGCAUCUGAAUUCAGCACUGUUUUCAUGGAGAUUCAAUCAAAGUACUACUGUCUUGCAGCUGCUGCAGCUUUGCUGAAGUAUGUUGAGUUUAUUCAGAACUCCAUUUAUGCUCCUAAGUCGCUCAAGGUCCGUUUCCAGGGGAGUGAGAAAACAGCUAUGAUAGAUUCAUCAUCAGCCCAAAAUCUGGAACUGGUAACUAAUAACAGAGAUUCUCGGAAUGGUCACACACUUUUUGGCGUCCUAAAUUACACUAAAACUCCAGGUGGAAGUCGAAGACUCAGAGCCAAUAUCCUGGAGCCACUUGUUGAUGCUGAAACAAUUAAAAUAAGACUGGACUGUGUUCAGGAAUUUCUCCAGGAUGAGGAGCUGUUUUUUGGUCUUCAAGCAGUUAUCUCCAAAUUCCUGGAUACAGAACAACUGCUUUCAAUUUUGGUACAGAUUCCGAAGCAAGAUACAGUUAAAACUGCUGAAUCAAAAAUAACUAAUAUAAUCUAUCUGAAGCAUACUCUGGAGCUUGUGGAGCCUCUGAAAGCUGCUUUGAGAAGCUGUAACACAUCCCUGCUAAAGGCCUAUUACAAUGCUCUUGAAGAUAGAAGGUUUGGAAUUAUACUUGAAAAGAUUACAACUGUGAUUAAUGACGAUACGAGAUAUGCAAAAGGAUGCCUGAGUAUGAGGACCCAAAAAUGCUAUGCUGUUAAGCCAAACAUCAGUGAAUUCCUUGACAUAGCUCGUAGAACAUACACAGAAAUUGUUGAUGACAUAGCAGGUAUGAUAACACAACUUGCUGAGAAGUACAGCCUACCACUGAAAACAAGUUUCAGUUCUGUGCGUGGAUUUUUUAUCCAGUUGAAUGCUGAUUGUUCAACAUUACCUAAUGGCCAACUUCCUUCAGAAUUUACAAAGGUCACUAAAACAAGGAACACAUAUAGUUUCACUUCAGCAGAUUUAAUAAAAAUGAAUGAAAGAUGCCAGGAAUCCUUGAGAGAAAUAUAUCACAUGACCUACUUAAUAGUGUGUAAACUACUGAACGAGAUCUAUGAACAUAUUCAUUGUCUAUACAAGCUGUCUGACAUUGUGUCAAUGCUGGACAUGCUGCUUUCAUUUGCUCAUGCCUGCACUAUUUCUGACUAUGUUCGUCCAGAAUUUACAGAUACGUUAGCGAUCAAGCAGGGACGGCAUCCUAUUCUUGAAAAGAUAGCUAUGGAAAAACCCGUGUCUAACAAUGCAUAUCUUACAGAAGGUAGCAAUUUUCUCAUUAUCACAGGACCAAAUAUGAGUGGAAAAUCAACAUACCUAAAACAGAUUGCGCUCUGUCAAAUUAUGGCACAGAUUGGUUCUUAUGUCCCAGCAGAGUACUGCUCUUUUCGAAUUGCAGAGCAAAUUUUUACCAGAAUAGGCAUGGACGAUGAUAUAGAAACAAAUGCCUCAACAUUCAUGAAGGAAAUGAAAGAGAUAACAUACAUCAUACAAAAUGCUAAUGACAAAUCACUCAUCAUAAUUGAUGAGCUUGGCAGAGGUACCAGUGCCGAAGAAGGUAUUGGCAUUUGUUAUGCUGCCUGUGAAUAUCUCUUGAAUUUGAAGGCAUUUACUUUGUUUGCUACACAUUUCCUGGAACUGUGUCAUAUGGAUGCUUUGUAUCCCAAUGUGGAAAACUACCAUUUUGAAGUGCAGCAUGUGAGAAGCAGCGCUGGAAAGGAGAAAAUUACGUACACUUACACACUUUCUAAAGGAUAUACAGAGGAAAAGAACUAUGGAUUAAAAGCUGCAGAAGUUUCCUCUCUACCACCAUCCAUAAUUUUGGAUGCAAAGGCAAUCACAAACCAUGUUGCUAAACAAAUUUUGGACAGACAGAAGAGUACUCCCGAGAUGAUGAAACACAGAGCUGUAUACCACUUAGCAAUGAGAUUGGUUCAGACUGCUAGAAAUUCGCAGUUGGAUUCGGAUAGUUUGAAAGUAUAUUUGAAAGGCUUGAAGAAAAAGUAUACAGCCAGUUGUCCUGCAUCUGAAUGGAGUGAUGAGCAACAUUAACUCGUAACAAGAGCUGUUGAAAUAAUUUUUGACUGUAAGAUGACUUUAUUAUUUUCCAUAAUAUUUGAAAACACUGUUUUUCAUAUAUUUAUAACUUAAUUUUAGUUGAAAUUGUAUCCGUUAGUAAAAGAAACUGUUUCUUCUUUUGCCAGAAAUGAGAUCAUUUAUUUUCUAUGCAAAACAGUUCUUUUCUUUUGAUAGUGAACGUAUUCUAUCCCUUUCAUUGUUUUACAGUGUAGUUAAUCAUUUGUGCAUUAGAGAUGCAGUGUUAUGCUACUUAAUAAAAAACAAUCUGUAACAGA